Molecule: messenger RNA, 2890 nt
Organism: Phascolarctos cinereus (koala)
Lineage: Eukaryota; Metazoa; Chordata; Mammalia; Diprotodontia; Phascolarctidae
Source: RefSeq, a predicted model, not a curated record
GCCUACUGAAGGGUGUGCUUUUAGAUCUGCGGCUGUCACUAACUAAGGGUCAGGACCAUCCUGUCUGUUAACAGUCAGUGUCCUGUAACGCCAAAUAGCCACAGGAGAGGACAUACAUCUUGAUGUCUGGAAUGUGUACGGUAACCGAGGAGUCGGUAGAGAUAGUCCUGUUCAUACGAGGGAAAUUCUACAGAAGUCAGUGUCUUCUUCUAACAGGGAAAGAGAGUUUGUUCACCGGGGCACAUUCAUGGUUUUAGGGCCGGGGUCCGAGGACUCACUUUAUCCACACCAUUCCGCCUGACUUCCCGAGCAGCAGCAGCGGCUGCCCCUUCGCCACAUCCCCGAUGGAGGCAGCUUUGUGGAUCUUCGCCAGGUCCUUGACCCGGAGGAGGGAUCCUGCUCUGGGGCCCAAAGCUCGGACCCCGCUCUCCCUCCUCGGGGGGAAGGAGGCUCGAGAGGGAGGCAGCUCUCUCUUGCUGCCCACGGUGAAAACCAUUUUCAUUAUGCCAGCGGGCUUCAGAGAGGGUCUGCAGGACUCGCGAGGAGUUCUCCCUUGGCCUCUCAGCUUCUCCGGGCCCUCGCCUACGCUCUAGAAAACUUCCACGGCCGGAAGCUGGAGGUUGAGAGACUCCAGAGCACACAAGUAUAAAAGAUUCAACCCUAGAGAGGCUUGUAGCCCUGGAAAGCCGCGAGGGGGCCUGAACUGAGCAUGCGUCUGUCAGAUCCGCGGGUCCCGCGCAUGGGCCCAAAGUUUGUCCCAAGAAGACUCCCAGGAGAAAAGGCCAAAGGAGAUGGGUUCCCUGGAGGCCCAGCUGGCUGGCCUGAGGCAGGAGCUGGCGGCCGUCAGCCAAAGACAAGCUGCAGUGGCCAAAGAAAUACACCUUUGGCGAGAAAAGAUGGUGGCCCUGUGCAGUGACGAAGUGCAUAAGAUCAUGCAGCAGGCCCUGAAACUCUACAGUGAAGAUCACAUUGAACUGGUGGAUUAUGCCCUGGAGUCCUCAGGGGCCAGCAUCCUCAGUAGCCAAAGCUUAGAGACCUAUGGCACCAGGAUGUCUGUUAUCAGUCUGUUUGGCAUAACCUUGUGGUACCAUUUCCAGAUCCAAAGAGCCAUCCACCAGGUAGGGCUGAACAGAGGUCCCCCAGGUUGGCUCUCUGUCUGCCGUCUCCUCCUUCAUCUGUGGGGGCUGGGCUCUCAAGGCAAGGGGGCCCCAGGAUCCAGAUCUGUUCCAUGUGCUACCACCUUUUACGUGAUUUGUCUUCUGCCCAUAGCCAAAUGUCUACCCUGGCAAGUGCUGGGCAUUUCAGGGCUCCCAGGGCUCCACCUCAUUGCUGUCACCUUGGAGCAUGUGCCCAAAGCCCUGUACCUAAUCAGCAAACAUCACCAGCACUCCCAAAGGCUUUGUCAUCUUGGUGAGUACCUGGACCUUGCAGUUCUUUCUAAAACCGAGGAAAGCCCUUUCUUAACAGCAGCGUUUCGAGGUGAGGAAUGGAAGGAUCUGCCCAUCGUGCAGACGGGACAUCGAGUUUCUUCUCUUGACUCUUUGGGGCCAGCCCUUCUGCUCCUCCCCCUGUUCUUAGGAAGGAGCCAGGAAAAGACAAUGACAGCAGCAAGAACAGCCAAGAUUGUAAUUUGUCUUAGAGUUGGGAAGGGAAGGGGAUCACCUUUUCCUACACAGUCAUCUACUGAGAAGAGAGAUGGAACAUCUACGUAAGGUGGAAUUGGGAGAAAAGAUGGAGCUAGAAGAGGUCAAAUAUGCAAGGGAGAGAGGGAGGUAGUUCCCAGGUGCCUGGCCAGCACACCAACUUCAAGAAGAGUUCCCUCAGAAAAUCCAGAAGUGGGAAAUGCCUCUCACCAGCUGCUCACCUGGACAAAGUCACCUAUAACAUCUCUGAAUGCUCCUCAAGAUACUUCUCUGAGGAUGACUGUGCAGGUUGGCUCUUUCACCUGUUCCACUGCUGCUUCAGAAAUACCUGGUACCACCUGACCACAGCUGCCUCCCUGCAGGACCUCUUUGUCUUAAUCAGGUUAGUGAGGCCUCCCCCAGGCCUGUCAUAAUCAAAUAUCCACUGUUCCAACUGACUUCACAGUCCUUGAGACCAAUUUCCUUUUAGGCUUUGCCUAAUUAAUAAUAAUAAUAAUACAGAAGAAAGUCAUAAAAAAAAAAUCCCUGAGGCACCAGUGUGGAAAAGGGUGACUGAGUGACCUAAACAGAAAAAUAAAGGGGCUGCACUGGGAAGACAUAUAUAUGAUGGGGAAUGGGAGUAGAGCCACGAGGACAAUUUGGCUGUCCUGGAGGGCCUGGUGAGCUGAUAGCAAGCCUCCCUGAAGGAGGACUUCCAAAGGGACACCACUGUCCACAUCAAGGUGAGGUGAAAGCAGGAGCUGCCCACCUGUCCUCCUGAUAACACCAGGUUACCAGGACCAGCCUCUCUAGGUUUGAUCCAAUAGCACCCAUGGAGGUCAGGGAAGUCUUGAGGUGAAGCAGUACUCUGGGGUUGCCACAGCCUGAAAAGUUCUCUGGGUUUUGUUGAAUGUCUGUCUCCUUUUCUGUGCUCCCUAGGAAGAUCUGACCACCCUCUGGGCAGAAGAACACUUAGAUUUUGAUCACAUACUAAAGAACAUUCCUAGGGCCUGCCAAGUAAUCCAGAAACUCAGAUGUUUCUGUAAGCAGGGACUAUGGAGGUGGGCAUCUUGGAGGAGGUUGUUUUUGGCUGAAUCAGCAUUCUCAAAAGGUUGAUGCUGCUCUCAGGAGCCUGGAACUAGGCUAUGAGGUUCUCCUUGGAUUCCUUACUUGUCUAGGAGCAUCUUAGAUUGACAGAGACUCUGCUCUUGCUGAGAGAUGGCCACUUGCUGAGAGAGCUAUCAGAGGACUCAGGGUCCCCUUGUUUG